CUGGCCAGCGGUUUACAUCGGUGAAGUACGUGCAGGCUAUGGGGAGUGACUGAAAGGUGUUGUAGGUUGACAAGCUCAUUCUCCGCCCCAUCAAGUCACGCUUUCGGUUCCGAAAACUAUAUAUACCGAGAGAACGGUAAACCCUAAUCAUCCUUCAACGACAUUAACCCUAAACCAGCGGCGAAGAUGGCAGCACAGGAUUUUAAUUUUUUGCUUGCGACAGACUCCUACAAGAUCACACACUACAAGCAGUACCCGCCCAACGUCAGCAAGGUGUACUCCUACUUCGAGUGUCGCCGCAGGAAGGAGGGCCAGUUCAGCGAAGUGGUGUUUUUCGGUCUGCAGUACCUCUUGAAGAAAUACCUGACAGGUCCCGUCAUCACAGAGGAGAAGAUCCAGGAGGCAAAACUCUUCUACCAGCAGCACUUCAGACAAACAGUGUUUGAUGAGGAGGGAUGGAGAAAAAUUUUAGAGAAGUACGAUGGUCGCCUCCCCAUCCGGAUCAAAGCGGUGCCAGAAGGGAAGAUCAUUCCCCGGGGAAACGUGCUCUUCACGGUGGAGAACACAGACCCGGACUUCUUCUGGCUCACUAACUACAUUGAGACCAUGCUGGUCCAGAUGUGGUACCCCAUCACUGUGGCUACCAUUUCCCGGGAGUUCAAAAAGAUCCUGGCCAAGCACCUGAAGGCUACUUCAGGCAGUCUGGAAGGGCUGGAGUUCAAGCUGCAUGACUUUGGUUACAGAGGGGUUUCAUCACAAGAGUCGGCAGCACUGGGCGGGGCAGCCCAUCUGGUCAACUUCUGCAGCACGGACACGGUGGCUGGGCUCCUGAUGGCCCAGCGCUACUACAGCUGCCCCAUGGCCGGCUUCUCCAUCCCUGCAGCUGAGCACAGCACAAUCAUUUCAUGGGGGAGGAACCGGGAGAAGGAGGCGUUUGAGAGUCUUCUGGACCAGUUUCCCUCUGGACCUGUGUCUGUGGUCAGCGACAGCUACGACAUCUUCAAGGCCUGCAAGCACAUCUGGGGGGACAAGCUGAAGGAGCGUGUGAUGGAGCGUAGCGAGGACUCCACCCUGGUCAUUCGGCCGGACUCUGGAGACCCUGCUGAAACAGUCAUCGAGGUGAUAAAGAUUCUGGAGGACUGUUUCGGGAGCUCUGUCAACUCCAUGGGCUACAAGCUCCUGCCAUCUUACCUGCGUAUCAUCCAGGGAGACGGGAUCGACUUGCAGUCUGUGGAAGAGAUCCUGAAGAAGCUGAGAGACGAGGGCUGGAGCGCAGAGAACGUGUUUUUCGGCUGCGGCAGCGCGCUCCUGCAGAAGCUGAACAGAGACACCCUGCACUGCGCCUUCAAGUGCAGCUACGUGGAAACCAACGGGAAGGGGAUGGAUGUGUACAAGCAGCCCGUUACAGAUCCGUCUAAAGGGUCAAAGAGAGGCCGCUUGUCCCUGAGGAGGAACUCCGACGGCUUCAUCGAGACGGUGGAGCGCGGCGUCGGCAAGCCUGAGGAGGACCUGCUGGUGACGGUAUUCGAGAACGGCUGCAUACUUCAGGAGUACACACUGGAGGAGAUCAGGAAGAAUGCGCGGCUGUGGGAGGAGGACCUAGGCCUCUCCCAGCACAACCACGACAGCCCCAAGGCCCAGGAGCUGCACCAGAAGCACAUAAUGAAUGGUGUGCACUAAUCAGCCGUUAUGCAAAUGAGCUCUGGGCCCAUGGACCAAUCAGACCUCCUCAGCUCAGCUUCACAGAACCUUCCCUGCCCUAGCCCCCCCCCCCCCC
Megalops cyprinoides (Indo-Pacific tarpon) is the source of this 1777-nucleotide messenger RNA. It is a transcript of the gene nampt2, whose product is annotated as nicotinamide phosphoribosyltransferase 2. Gene Ontology annotation, molecular function: nicotinamide phosphoribosyltransferase activity. The record is from RefSeq and is a predicted model, not a curated record. NCBI's taxonomy places the organism in Eukaryota, Metazoa, Chordata, Actinopteri, Elopiformes, Megalopidae. Gene Ontology annotation, biological process: NAD+ biosynthetic process. The transcript has 11 exons. The coding region runs from base 187 to 1680 and encodes 497 amino acids.